UUAAACUGGGUUGGUUGCAGGUCUGCUGAAGGAGGUGCAGCAGCAGCGGGGGGGGCUGCUCCAGAGGGGGCCCCUCCUACGGGGGAGAAUGGCGAGAUCGUGGGAGGACCCCGAGGACCCCAGCAGGUGGCAGCACAGAAACGACUUCAACAGACCCAGGCGCAAGUCGAUGAGGUUGUGGACAUCAUGCGGACAAACGUGGAAAAGGUCCUCGAAAGGGAUCAGAAACUAUCUGAGCUGGAUGAUCGUGCAGAUGCCCUUCAGCAGGGAGCCUCACAGUUUGAGCAGCAGGCUGGAAAACUAAAGAGGAAAAUGUGGUGGAAGAACAUUAAGAUGAUGAUCAUUAUGGGAGUCAUCGGUCUAAUUGUCCUCAUCAUCAUUGUUGUUUGGGCCACGAGCAGCUCCGAGUGAAGAUCAACAGCCACCGUACCAAGCCAAGGAGAACUUAAUGCUGAAACCAUGGAAUGAAUGUACAAUAUUAGGUUUUGGUUGAUUGCCGCUAUGUACAUAAUAGGGAGCCUCUAUGUCAACCUUUGUAUCAGUGUAGUGGUGGAAGUAUCAGAUAAGGAUGUUCACUAAAUGGCUAGUAUGUUAUCAGCAGAUUCAAUAUUUCAAACUUAGAUCAAGCAGUUAAUCUUUUUAAUAUUUUCUGCAUCAUGGAGGUAGGAAUAUAGCGACAGUUUUGUCUCAUAAAAAGCAGACAUACCUAUUGUAUUUCAUUUUUCAUUAUGAAUAUCUCCCUAGUCAUUUGGAACUGAUAUAUAAAUAUAUGAAUAUAUAUAUAUACUUCAUUUGAUUAAUUAUCCUGAUGCCUUUCUGUAAUAUUUUAUAUGUAAAGGGCAUUUCCAGAUUGUGCAGUGGUUAUCAUGUUAUACAGCUUUGUCACCCUCCUGGAACAGCCCUUGGUGCAUCAUUCCUCAAGUUUGUGUGUACCAAUUUUAAUGUUUUCCACUCAUUUGGCAAAGGGAAGAUCUUCAGCUUCAGUCACCGUAACCAAAGAGAGGAAGGACCAGUGGCCGGUGCCCCCCACGGCGCAUGAUUGGCCCAAUCUUACUGACGCCGUUCCUUUGCGAUGGUUGGAAUAUGUGCCUUCCGCAGUUGCUUGUAAAUUGUUACAAGUCCACAGGUCCUUCCUCUCUGGUUAAUUUAUUUUUAGGUGCAUAGACCAAAUGUAUCUUUACUUAUUGAUUAGGGGAUUCAGACUUGGAUAAAAGUGAAUGUGGAAUUGUAUUAUAAUAACCUAAAGAUGUUAAGAAUUGUUAGAGAUGUGUGAAUAAUAGGCUAUAUAUAACCACAUGUUUGAAUCCAGAAGCCUAAUGAUUAUAAACACUAUUAUAAAUUCUUUAGAGUCCAACAUAUCUACUGCUCUGUAGCAAUGUAUCUAAAGGAAUAUCACUCUGUUAAACGUGAAAUAUAGUGUGUUUAUGUCA
Penaeus indicus is the source of this 1430-nucleotide messenger RNA. Its product is annotated as vesicle-associated membrane protein 2-like. Gene Ontology annotation, molecular function: syntaxin binding; SNAP receptor activity. Gene Ontology annotation, biological process: vesicle fusion; vesicle-mediated transport. Lineage: Eukaryota; Metazoa; Arthropoda; Malacostraca; Decapoda; Penaeidae. The record is from RefSeq and is a predicted model, not a curated record. The transcript is spliced from 5 exons. Gene Ontology annotation, cellular component: SNARE complex; plasma membrane. The coding region runs from base 187 to 411 and encodes 74 amino acids.